Molecule: messenger RNA, 1488 nt
Organism: Paramormyrops kingsleyae
Lineage: Eukaryota; Metazoa; Chordata; Actinopteri; Osteoglossiformes; Mormyridae
Gene: oaz1b
Product: ornithine decarboxylase antizyme 1b
Biological process (GO): positive regulation of protein catabolic process
Cellular component (GO): cytoplasm; nucleus
Molecular function (GO): ornithine decarboxylase inhibitor activity
Source: RefSeq, a predicted model, not a curated record
CUCAGUUUUGUGACCGAUCGCCAGCCUCGUAAGCCUCAUUCUUCAUCGGACGAUCGCCGUGAGAAGUCAGCCCGUCGUGUACCUCUCCGAGGCCGGAUGGUAAAAUCCAACCUCCAGCGGAUCCUGAAUAGUCACUGCUUUGCUCGCGAAAAAGAAGGAAAACACCAGUGUUAUACUACAAUGGCUGCUUUUAGUAGUAGUAUUUGUGACUUGAGUGGCAAGCUGCCUCUGCGCUGUAGCAGUACCCACAGCCCAGGGCCUCUGUGGUGUUCCGAUGCCCCUCUCCCACCCCUGAAGAUCCCAGGUGGGCGAGGGAAUGGUCAAUGGGAUCACACUUCUUCAGCUCGGCCGCUGCACUCAGACAAGAAGCUCACAGUGACGGAGGAGCCAGCAGGAAAUGGACGUCCCAGGAUCCUUCACUUCAAGAGCUGCCCCACAGCGUCUCGGAUGAUCCAAUGGGACGCAGUGGUCAGCGACGACAACCUUUAUGUGGAGAUUCCCCGGGAUACCCUUCCUGAGGGCAGCAAAGAAAGUUUUGCAGCUCUUCUGGAGUAUGCUGAAGAACAUCUGAACGUUGUCACAGUAUUUGUCUGCUUUUACAAGAACAGAGAUGACAGAGCUAAAUUGCUGCGCACAUUCAGCUUUCUGGGCUUUGAGAUUGUGAAACCAGGCCACGCCCCUGUCCCACCUCGACCUGAUGUGUUCUUCAUGGCCUACAACUUUGACAGGGAUUCCUCUGAUGAAGACUAAUUCAGAAUGCCGCCCCCAGUGACCCAUAGAUCCUCAGCUGUCCCCUUGUGACUCAAGUGCUUAAAAACACCCACGCUUUUUGUGUUCCAAGAAAGUGCAUAGACUUAGGCUCCCGUGAAUGAGAUUCUGUGGCUUUUUAUACGCAUCAUUUGCCGUUGUUUUUGCUCAUUUAGUUUUAGUAUAUUCAGUGUUUGAGAGAAGCCAAUGGUCCUGAAAUAUGUUAAAAUUUUCAUGAGCUUUGAAGAGCUGAAGGAAUAUGCGUAAUUUUGGUGGAUGUGCAAGAGUAGGUUUUACACUUGGCUAUCCUGUCCGUGAUUGGAUAUAAUUGAAAGAAACUGCAUUACUUAAUGACAAUGCACAGAAAUAGUUACAUAUGAAAAUCCAUAAUGGCUUUAGUGUUCCUGUUUAUAUGGAGCCUAAACACUUAGAUCUACACUGCAAACGUGCUCCAAAGAGAUAAAAUUGAGAAAUCAAGUGAAGAAUGACUGCAGCUUGUGUGAUUAGUCUUAGUUAUGGAGUGGUUAUACUAACCUGGCUGUCUGCUUUUUUUUCUGUUAUGUGCACAAUGUCUUAGUACUGCAGUUUUUUUUUGGGAACUUUGUACUGAUUGAAUUUUGGUCAAGCAUUCCUCCACAAGUUACAUACCCAACUCCCACAUAGUUUUGAUGAUUGAUGUUCACCUGCAUAGUGGUACCUUAUUGUGUGUCUGUGAUAAUAAAAAUGAUUUAAAAAAAACAA